This is a messenger RNA of Talaromyces proteolyticus, 1481 nucleotides long. RefSeq lists its product as uncharacterized. The transcript is spliced from 4 exons. Bases 1 to 1476 code for a protein of 491 amino acids. The record is from RefSeq and is a predicted model, not a curated record. NCBI's taxonomy places the organism in Eukaryota, Fungi, Ascomycota, Eurotiomycetes, Eurotiales, Trichocomaceae.
AUGGACCCCCCAGAGGAACCCCAUCUACCAUCUACCAUCCAGGCACAGCAGCUCUUCUUUAUCGAAACCAGUCAAGAAGGUGCCGGCAGAUUAGAUGCCAAGUCGCGUCAUCUGGUGCGUGCCCAGGCCAGGCGAUCAGCGUCUCAUAUAGAACCAUGGACACUCCAAGAAAGACGUCAACGUAACAGCGGCAGUCCGCAGUCUUUCAAAUCCAAAUUCAAACUGGCCUCUUGGCAGCGUCCCAGAAGGUCGAACAAACAAACCAACGAUUACCAUCAAGAUAUACCCAUCCCUUCACUUUUGCCAGCUCAACUGGCAGCGGUUAAUACUCUGCCAAUACCCAUGUCCCUGCCAACACAGCGCAUAUUACAGUUCUGUCAUGCCGGCUUCCGCACCAACAAAUUUUCCUUGAACCCCAGGGGCGAUUGGAUGUCCAUUGCGACGGCAGACGCUGGGCUAUUGAAUGCUUUUUUGUCCACCGCGGCUGUGCUACGCAAUCUCCAUCUUAGAAUUAAUGACCUCGAUGCCGUAGUCCAUCAUCGCCAGGAAGCUAUACGGCUAAUCAACCAGAGAUUAACUGUCGAACCAGGGACUUUGUCCCAGCAAGUAGUCGCUGCUGUCGCGGUGCUUGUGGCCGCCGAGGCCCUGGAUGACAACUUUGCCACCGCAUUAAUACAUAUGCGCGGCUUAUCCAAGAUGAUAGACAUCUGCGGAGGCCUCGCUAGCUUUGAUCAUUCUCCAACUCUCCAACGAGUGAUAAUAUGGGCCGACUUCUCCUUCUCUGUAACCUGGGGCACUCCACUCUCCUUUCCCUUAGUGCAGUCACUUUCACAUCCACUCCUCCGUUCACACAUCUUAAAAACUGAGACCGCCUCGCAACAAACGACUUCAAGCCCUUCAAACCACCCCGACCCUAAAACCCUUCUCCUUGAUACACUCACCAUACUCCAAAGCGUUUCCCAGCAAAUUACCGAAUUCCCAUUUACCGGCGGCGAUCCAACCGCCAUUGGCAAUACCAUUUACGUAGUCGAAUAUCGUCUUCUCACACUUAUAUUUUCGGAGAUCGGAAUUGGAUACGAUGGUAAUGAACCGUUUUAUGUCGCCGCUCUUCUUUAUUCUAUUCUCGCUAUACGCGAUUUCCCGCUGCAGGCUCCUAGGCACCGCGAGUUGAUAGACAGGUUAUCCGCGUGUCUUUUUCGAUGGCGAGAGUUGUCGUCGUUGUCGAUAGGUUCUGGGUUGAAUCAGUGUAUUCGUCUUUGGGUUCUGUUUAUGGGGGCUACGGUAUCAAAGGAUUCCACGACCCGUGCACUCGCCCUGCAGGGUAUCUCUGAAAUCAAUAGCGUGUUAGGGAUAGUAGAGUACGAGGACUUUGAAUCGAACCUGAAAAGAGUCUUGUGGAUGGAUUCGUUCUGCCGACAGCACUGCUUGCGUUUGUGGGAUGAUCUUGAAUCUAGUUUAUCUUUUGAUAGUGCAUAAUAGGC